UUUCUUCAAACUCCGAUUUAAUUCUUCUCAGAGAUAUGUCAGUAAUGGAUGAAUCAGGCAUGUUUAACGUUCAACAAACCAUUGGAAGUGUUUUGUGUUGCAAGUGUGGUGUUCCUAUGGCACCAAACGCAGCUAACAUGUGUGUGAAUUGUCUUCGUUCCGAAGUCGAUAUCACCGAAGGUUUACAGAAGAGUAUUCAGAUCUUCUAUUGCCCUGAAUGCACUUGUUACUUACAGCCACCAAAGACUUGGAUCAAAUGUCAAUGGGAAUCUAAAGAGCUCUUGACUUUUUGUAUCAAGAGGUUGAAGAAUCUUAAUAAGGUUAAGCUGAAGAACGCAGAAUUCGUUUGGACUGAGCCUCAUUCCAAGAGGAUUAAGGUUAAGUUGACUGUUCAAGCUGAGGUUCUUAAUGGUGCUGUUCUUGAGCAGUCUUAUCCUGUUGAGUAUACGGUUAGGGAUAAUCUGUGUGAGUCGUGUUCGAGGUUUCAGGCUAAUCCUGAUCAGUGGGUUGCUUCGGUUCAGCUUAGGCAGCAUGUUUCGCAUAGGAGGACUUUCUUUUAUCUCGAACAGUUGAUUCUUAGGCACGAUGCUGCUUCACGUGCUAUUAGAAUCCAGCAGGUGGAUCAGGGGAUUGAUUUCUUCUUUGGGAAUAAAAGUCAUGCUAAUAGCUUUGUGGAGUUUCUGCGGAAAGUUGUCCCUAUUGAAUACCGUCAGGACCAGCAACUGGUGUCUCAUGAUGUGAAGAGCAGUUUGUACAACUAUAAGUAUACUUACUCUGUUAAGAUCUGUCCUGUUUGCCGUGAGGAUCUUGUAUGCUUGCCUUCAAAAGUUGCUAGCGGCUUGGGGAACCUUGGUCCACUUGUGAUUUGCACAAAAGUAUCUGAUAACAUAACUCUACUUGAUCCGAGAACUCUAAGGUGUGCCUUCUUGGACGCGAGACAGUACUGGAGGUCUGGGUUCCGAUCUGCGCUCACCAGUAGACAACUUGUCAAGUACUUUGUGUUCGAUGUUGAACCACCUGUUAGUGAAGCAACUGUUGGCGGGCAAAAGUACGCUCUAUCCUAUGUCCAGAUAGCCCGUGAAUCAGACAUUGGUAAGAUGUUUUAUGUCCAAACUCAUCUAGGACACAUUCUGAAACCUGGGGAUCAAGCUCUGGGUUAUGACAUCUACGGAGCCAAUGUGAACGACAAUGAAAUGGAGAAAUACCGUCUGAGUGUGAAGAAUGGGCUUCCAGAAGCAAUUCUGAUCAAGAAAUGUUACGAGGAGCAGAGAGAGAGGAAGCAGAAGAAAUCCCGUAACUGGAAGCUCAAGUCGCUUCCAAUGGAAAUGGAUGAUUCAAGAGGCAGGGUUGAUCCAGAGAAGACAGACAAGGAAUACGAAGAGUUUUUGAGGGAUCUUGAAGAAAACCCUGAGCUAAGGUUCAACAUAUCCUUGUACAGGGACAAGGAUUAUCAAGCUUCUGAGACUGCUUCAAUGACAGAUGGAGAAGGUGCACCGUCUGUUCCAAUUGAGGAGUUGCUUGCUGACCUUGACCUAAGUGAGGAGGAAGAAGACGAUGAUGAUGACGAGGAGGACAUGGCUGAGUAACUUCUGUUUCUCCGAUACUCAUAAGGUUUGAUCCCAAAACUUUUAUAUGCUUCUCUUGUGUUUCUCUUUGACCUUUAAUCUUUUUUGUCCAAGUUUUGUUUUGAAUGUAAGCUCAACAGUGGCUGGUCUAGCUUACUUGCUAUAUGUGUUGACACUUUCUGGCUAUU
Molecule: messenger RNA, 1753 nt
Organism: Arabidopsis arenosa
Lineage: Eukaryota; Viridiplantae; Streptophyta; Magnoliopsida; Brassicales; Brassicaceae
Source: the annotation of a GenBank genome assembly